CAGAGAGAAGUUUUCAGGGGGGUACAGAGAGAGAGAGAGAGAGGAGAAGAAAGAAGCGGGGUGGAAGGAGCGAGAGACAGAAGACCGCAUCCGAACCAAACCGUUGUCAAGGACUUGAUCUGACGCGCGCGGGGGCCCGGGGAUGGCACAGUCUGCCUCCACACGUUCGACGCGGCGUUUCUAAGUCACAGUUUGGAUUAUAAACUUUGUGGACACUUGGUGAGGGGGUUUUUUUCUUUGCGCGGCGCGCUGUAAAAAACAAAAAACACUGACGUGUGCACUUUUUUGUUGUCGUUGUAUAGUAGUUCGUGCUUCGCGGCGUUGGACGGACGGACGGAGAAAGGGUGCGCGUUUUUUUUUGUUGUUGUUGUCUUCCCCGCCGCGUUCCCUCACUUCUGCGGGUUGGAUUCUUGAGAGAAAUGAGUGAGAGGAGGCGAUCUGCCGCAGCUCUGAGCUCGAGAGCGCACGCGUUUUCCGUGGAAGCCCUGAUCGGCUCCAACAAGAAGAGGAAGCUCCGCGGCUGGGAGGAGAAGGAGCUGGAGCUGUCCAUGGAGAGCCUCGCCACGGACGGGGAGGACGCGGCGGCGCACUGUCUGGAUAUGGACCCGGACUCAGAGGCGAGUCCCGGCUCGGACGGAGAGGGUCUGGCCGAGAGGACGUCGUGCUCAUUCGGCUCACCCGCCGACCUGGCCCCCGGCCCCUGCGACCCGUCGCCCAGCUCGGCCUCCUCCAUGGAGGAGAUCCAGGUGGAGCUGCAGUGCGCGGACCUGUGGAAGCGCUUCCACGACAUCGGCACGGAGAUGAUCAUCACCAAGGCGGGCAGGAGGAUGUUUCCUGCCAUGCGGGUCAAGAUCGCAGGACUGGACCCUCACCAGCAGUACUACAUCGCCAUGGACAUCGUGCCCGUGGACAACAAGAGAUACAGGUACGUGUACCACAGCUCCAAGUGGAUGGUGGCGGGCAACGCCGACUCCCCGGUGCCCCCGCGGGUCUACAUCCACCCGGACUCGCUGGCCUCAGGAGACACGUGGAUGCGGCAGGUGGUCAGCUUCGACAAGCUCAAGCUCACCAACAACGAGCUGGACGACCAGGGACACAUCAUCCUGCACUCCAUGCACAAGUACCAGCCCCGCGUCCACGUCAUCAGGAAGGACUUCAGCAGCGAGCUGUCCCCCAACAAGCCCGUGCCGAGCGGCGAGGGCGUGAAGACCUUCAGCUUCCCGGAGACCGUGUUCACCACGGUCACCGCCUACCAGAACCAGCAGAUCACCAGACUAAAGAUCGAUCGCAACCCUUUCGCCAAAGGUUUCCGCGACUCCGGCAGAAACAGGACCGGCCUGGAGGCGAUCAUGGAGACCUAUGCCUUCUGGAGACCUCCCGUCAGGACCCUGACGUUCGAAGACUUCACCAACAUGCAGAAACAGCAAGGUGGAAGCACCGGCACCUCGCCCACCACCUCCAGCACAGGAACCCCCUCCCCGUCCGGCGCGGCGCACCUCCUGUCCCCCUCCUGCUCCCCGCCGACCUUCCACCUUGCCCCCAACACCUUCAACGUGGGCUGCAGGGAAAGUCAGCUGUGCAACCUGGGCCUGUCCGAGUACCCGGCGUGCGCCCGCAGCAACAUGGCGGCGCUGCAGGGCUACGGCGGCCUGGCCGACAGCUCCUACGGACGCCUCCAGGCCGCCGGGGGCCCCGGGGCCUCCGCUCAGCCCUCCGAAUCCUUCCUGCCACAGAGGACUUCCUCCUUGAUUGCCGCCGGCAUGCAGGGCGGCACUCACCCAUCCCUGGGCGGCGGCGGCGGCGGCGGCGGCGGCGGCGGCACCGGGGGCAAGAUGGACGCCUACGGCGGUCAGCUCGGCUCCUUCCCCGCCUCGCAGCUGCAGUACGUGAUGCAGGCUGGAGGCGGCUCCGGCGCUGCCUCGUCCUCCUCAUCCGGCUCCUCCCCUUCCUCCGCCCACAUGUUCAGCGGCGGCCACCACCACGUGCAGCAGGGCUCCUACAAUGCUUUCUCCCUGCACAACCCUUACAACCUGUACGGAUACAACUUCCCCACCUCCCCUCGCCUGGCCGCCAGCCCCGAGAAGCCCCAGGGGGGGCUGCUGUGCUCCUCCUCCCCCGCCGGGGCCUUCGCCGAGCGCCAGUACCUGUCCAACGGAGGCAUGGACUCUAUGCACAUGAUUGGCAACAACAGCGGUGGCCAGCAGGGCGGCAGCUCCUGCGACGGGCGCCAAUACGGCUCCUCCUCUCAGAUGUCCAUGCACAUGGUCUAGAAAGCCGAGAUCGGAACCUCGCAGUCCUCCGUGGGUCUUAAAUCUUUCAGCCGAGAAGCGAAUCUCUUAGCUAUGAGCCCGGUUUCGGUGUCGAUGUCGAACUGCCGUUAAUGUACUGAAGUACAAAACGAACCUUUCGGCAAAAGGAUAUCAUCUCAUGUUUCUGUUUAAAAAAAAAGAAGAAAAAAAAAAAGACUCCGCACCACUUACGAAGCAACACGGAGUCAAAGUAUUAUUAAGUUAUCUGUGUUUUUGUUUUUUUAACGAAGUGAAAAACUGGGACAGCCUUCGGAUGCUCUCGCCGUUUCUGACGAACCAAAACGACACAUGGAGGCGUGAGACGGGGGAACGAGGAGCCCACCUGCUCCGGUUCGGAGGGAUGAUCGGUUGUGAAUAUGUCGCGGUGCAAUAGCAGCAACGGCCUCUUCGAGUGACUCGUUCUUGAUUUUUCGGGGAGGGGGGGGACGACGACUCAAAAGGCCGCUUGGGUCGCGGCAUCCUGUUACCGAAGAAUCUUCGCUGUGAUACCAGCAGGUUGUGUUUUCACUUCACGCAGCACUUGUGUCAUAUCGUUUUUAGAAAAUGUCAAGGGGGGGGGG
Scophthalmus maximus (turbot) is the source of this 2869-nucleotide messenger RNA. RefSeq names its product T-box transcription factor 15 (gene tbx15). Bases 420 to 2270 code for a protein of 616 amino acids. Gene Ontology annotation, cellular component: nucleus. The transcript has 8 exons. Gene Ontology annotation, biological process: positive regulation of DNA-templated transcription; regulation of transcription by RNA polymerase II; cell fate specification. Gene Ontology annotation, molecular function: DNA-binding transcription factor activity, RNA polymerase II-specific; RNA polymerase II cis-regulatory region sequence-specific DNA binding. NCBI's taxonomy places the organism in Eukaryota, Metazoa, Chordata, Actinopteri, Pleuronectiformes, Scophthalmidae. The record is from RefSeq and is a predicted model, not a curated record.